Molecule: messenger RNA, 1278 nt
Organism: Caenorhabditis bovis
Lineage: Eukaryota; Metazoa; Nematoda; Chromadorea; Rhabditida; Rhabditidae
Source: the annotation of a GenBank genome assembly
AUGCCUCUCACAAAGCGUGCAGUAUCUCCAGUUGACAUUAGUCGGAAAGUUUUACCGGCCUCAGUACAAAGAGAUGAACUUCAGUGCACUGCAAAUGGAACAAUUGCCAAUCUUAUAAGGCAGUUGAGCUCUUUGAGUCAACACGCAGAAAACAUUUUCGGGGAAAUCUACCAUGAUGCAAUGAUUAUUUAUCACAAAGCUAACACUCUUGAGCAGCGCAUUGAUCGUCUACACACGAAAGUAACUCAGUUAGAUUCCAGUAACGACCAGGCUAGUUUAAAUGAAGCAAAUAUGCGGAAGGCAUUUAAAAGCUCAAUGCUUGUUGAUCAACAUAUAUUGGAUAGAAGUACUUUGCCAGUAGCACUAGCCGAGCGUUAUUCGAAGUGUGAUCCUCCUCCAGAUCUUGACGCAUUGAAUCCUUACAGGGAAAGUAAUGUUCGGGCACUCAGUCUUUACACAAAUCCUUCAUUUUUCUUCGAUUUGUGGAAAAAAGAGACAUUGAAGGAGGUGACAGAGCGCCCACGACGAGUGAAAUCACCAGGAGAUGGUAGUAAAAGCCCGAAAAAGAAUCGUCGACAAAAAACAAUUCCCGCUGGAUCAUACGCUCAAGGUGCACAUCAUGCUAAUGAUAGCGCUCGGAUGCGGAAUGGAGCCAGAGCCGUCAGAAUGCCACAAAAUGAGAUGUUCUCAUUUCCCGAAGAGUACCAAGCUCCUCAAGCUCUUGGCCUUCAGCUCAACUUUAAAAAUCAGUCCGUCUCAAAUCUCGACCAUCUCCCCCCUCCAGACAUGUCGAUUCUUUCCAUUGAUGACGAUGAUGACGAGCUUCCGCCGCCACCGCCGCCAUUGCUGAUGCACGCGUCCAUAGUUCAUCAACUUCCUGUUGAGCAGCCUACUGCAAUACAGCUCGUCGAGCCAAGCGCUGAACCUGCGAAUAUUCCUCCUCCACCCCCUCCACCUCCGCCAAUCCCUUCAAACCUCAGCAAACCAUCAUCUGCAGCAACUUUCUCAUCAACCAGGCCCGAAGCUGAUUCCAAUGGUCAAGCUUCUGUCGGGGCUGCUCCUGCAAAGCCCACUGAUGCUCGAAGUGAUCUUUUAGCCCAAAUACAAAGUGGCAUUAAACUUAAAAAGGUCCGUCUCGCUGAAGAUGCUGCCGCUGAAAAGGCUGCUCUUGAAACUAACGACGUGGCUGCUAUUCUCAAGAGAAGAAUGGACCAAGUCCUUGGUAAUGAUGACAGUAGUAGCGAAGAAGGAGCAGAUGAUGAUGAAUGGGAUGAUUAA